Acanthochromis polyacanthus (spiny chromis) is the source of this 2231-nucleotide messenger RNA. RefSeq names its product M-phase phosphoprotein 10 (U3 small nucleolar ribonucleoprotein) (gene mphosph10). The coding region runs from base 55 to 2109 and encodes 684 amino acids. Gene Ontology annotation, cellular component: small-subunit processome; Mpp10 complex; sno(s)RNA-containing ribonucleoprotein complex. Gene Ontology annotation, biological process: rRNA processing. Lineage: Eukaryota; Metazoa; Chordata; Actinopteri; Pomacentridae. The transcript has 11 exons. The record is from RefSeq and is a predicted model, not a curated record.
CCUCGGUGAGCCUGUUUACCUGCGGCACAGACGGUCACACAUGUGGGGGACACCAUGGCUACUGGAGAUGUGUGGAGUGUGUUGGAGGCGUGUGUAAAGAAAAUAAAUGCCAACACAGCGCAGCCGGAAAAGUUUUUGAGCCUUCAGGAUGGAGUGGCUGCAGACUUUACUUCUCUCACGAAGACACUGUAUGACCUCCACAAAGCUCAGGAGCCUGCAGAUUGCCAAGGAAGCCCGUUGGCUCAGCUGGUGGUGGAAAACUUUGAUGAAGAGCAGAUUUGGCAGGAACUGGAGCUGCAGAACAAUGCUGUACUGAAACAUUUUCAAAAUGCAAUUGAUGAAGCUGUAUCAGAUGAAACGUUAACUGUGCUUGAAGAGGAGGAGAAGGAAGAAGAGGAGGAGAAUGGUGAAGGAGAAGAACAAGGAGCAACAGAUGAUGAAAAUGAUGCUGAGGAACCACCCAACCCCAGACAGUCUAAGAAAAAGGCUGUGGAGGCUCAGGAUGGAGCAGAUGAUUACUCAGAAGAGGACUCUGAUUUAGAUUUUGAUGUGGAUGCUUUGGAGAAACGAGAGAAACAAAAGAAGGAGAUGGGAAGAAAAGGCUCUAAAACAAAGAUGGUUCCCUCUGAGGUUGAUGAUACGUUCUUCAAACUGUCAGAGAUGGAGUCAUUUCUUGAUGAUAUGGACAAGCGAGAAGGAAAGGACAAUGAGGAUGAAGAUGACGUAGACUAUUUUCAGGACCUGCCUUCUGAUGAGGAUGAGGAUGCUGACCUAGUUAAAAUGCUUUCCAACAAAAAGCAGCAGAAACGCACUGUGAAGAGCUCCAGGAAUCUCAAGUACAAGGACUUCUUUGAUGCUGUGGAGGGUGAGCCAGCUAAAACAGACGACCAGUCAGAUGGAGAGGAUGACAGCAUGGAUGGAAGCCAGGAAGAAGACGAAGAAGAAAUGGAUGACGAAGAAGAUGAAUAUGAUGGUGAAGAGGAGGGUGACGAUGACGAUGAGGAAAGAAGCCAGUCCAAAGCAUCUCAGAAGAAAGUGACCUUUAAUCUCUCAGAGGACGAGGACAGCGAGGGAGAGGAAAUGGAGGACAUUUUUGGAGGGAAAGCUCCAAGCUCAGCAAAGUCCGAAUCAAAGUCAUCAUUUGAGAAACGGCAAGAAAAGAUGGCAAAGCAGAUUGAGGAGCUGGAGAAGGUGGCUUUAGGAGAGAAGCCCUGGCAGUUGUCCGGAGAGGCCACAGCACAGACUCGUCCAGAGAACAGCAUGCUGGAGGAAGAUGUGGAGUUUGAGCAGGCAUCCAGGAGGGCUCCUGCUAUCACUGAGGAAACCACACUACAGCUCGAAGACAUCAUCAAGCAAAGAAUUAAAGACCAGGCAUUUGAUGAUGUAGUCCGCAAAGAGAAACCUAAAGAGGAGGUGUUUGAGUACAAGAAGAGGUUAACUUUGGACCAUGAGAAGAGCAAGCAGAGCCUUGCAGAAAUCUACGAGCAAGAAUACCUGAAGCAGACACAGCAAAAGACAGAGGAAGAGGAAAACCCGAGCCAUGUCGAAAUUCAAAAGCUCAUGGACACACUCUUCCUGAAGUUGGAUGCUCUCUCUAACUUCCACUUCACACCUAAACCACCUGUUCCUGAAGUCAAAGUGGUGUCUAACUUACCAUCCAUUACCAUGGAAGAGGUGGCUCCAGUCGGCACUAGCGAUGCUACUCUGCUGGCACCAGAAGAAAUCAAGGCGAAGAACAAAGCAGGAGAUGUGCUGGGUAGUACUGAGAAGACGUCAACAGACAAGAAGCGUGAGAGACGCCACAAAAAGAAGGUGAAGCAUGUAAAGAUCAAGGAGAAAGAAAGGAGGCAGAAACUUAAAGAGGCCAGUCAGACUGGGGAGAACAAAAAGCUAUCAAAGGCUGAAGUCACAGAAAACCUGAAGAAACUGACAAAAGGAGGCAAAGCCACGAUACUCAAGGAUGAGGGAAAGGACAAGGCUCUACGCUCCUCUCAAGCCUUCUUCUCUCAGCUGCAGGACCAGGUGAAAAGUCAGAUCAAAAGUGCAAAGGACCCGUCUUCAAAGAAGAAGAAAAGCAAAGAGCUUUCUGUCAGUAAACUAAAGUUAUAGCUGUGAUAUUUUGUUGUGGAUGAUCAACUUUUUUUUUUAUUGUACAGAGUCCUUUUUAUGAUAAAACUACAAUAUAUUAAUCUGAAAGUCAUAAAAAAAUAAAGUGUCAUUAAAACUUAUAA